This is a messenger RNA of Punctularia strigosozonata HHB-11173 SS5, 738 nucleotides long. RefSeq lists its product as uncharacterized. The transcript has 13 exons. The record is from RefSeq and is a predicted model, not a curated record. Bases 1 to 738 code for a protein of 245 amino acids. Lineage: Eukaryota; Fungi; Basidiomycota; Agaricomycetes; Corticiales; Punctulariaceae.
AUGAGUUCUCCGGCAUCCAUCGCCCACGGCCCUGCGCUGGCGGGCACGUUCUGCAACGUCACAUUAUUCGGUAUUCUAUUGAGCCAGUCAUUUUUCUACUUCACUACCUUUACGAAGGACAAACUCGGAAUCAAGCUGUUCGUCGCCGCCUUGCUUCUCGCGGAUACGGUCAACUGUGCGUUUGACAUGUGGUGGAUUUACGACAUACUGGUCAACCGUUUCGGUGAUUUUGGAGCUUUGCAGAGAGGAAACUGGGUCUUCGCAUCUGAUCCCGCAAUGGUUGCUAUCGUCAUCGUGUGGCUCAUAACCGCAGCAGUGUGCGAUACUGCUAUCACGAUAUCGUUGAGUUUGUACUUGAGGCGGCACAAAACAGGGUUCGCGACUACAGAUAGACUUGUCGACAGGAUCAUCAGGACAACCGUACAGAACGGUCUCAUCACGGCCGUCUGGGCUAUCACUGACCUGGUGGUCUACCUUUCAACGCCUACCGGCCUACAUCUCGCCUUCAAUUUUCCGCUCGGUAAACUGUACUCUUGCACGCUCAUGUCAACGUUGAACUCGCGAGCCGGAGGAGGAUAUGAGCGUCCCCGCAUGUUUCCGAACACGACAGAUUCACCGGAGAAGGCACAUGCACUGACGUGCGGACGUCCCCGCAUCACCAGCCCAGAGGUGUUUGUUGACGUGGAGAGACACAAGGUCUCCGACAUGGUGGGAUCCGAGCAAGCGAGCCAGUGUUAA